Messenger RNA from Lymnaea stagnalis (great pond snail), 5238 nucleotides. The record is from the annotation of a GenBank genome assembly. NCBI's taxonomy places the organism in Eukaryota, Metazoa, Mollusca, Gastropoda, Lymnaeidae.
GAACUGGGUACGAGUUGACCAUCAUGAAAGCUGAGGACUGCAGUUUCAAUUUCGUUUCAAGAGUUGUAACACACACAUUGCCCGACGCGGUGGCUAUAGUGAGUAGUUAGUUGGUGGCUUUAGUGAGUAGUUAGUUGGUGGCUUUAGUGAGUAGCUAUUCAAUGCCUUUGGUGAGUAGCUAUGUGAUAUCUUUGGUCAGUAGCUUCUAAAUGCAUUAGGCGAGUGGCCAUUUAAGCCUUUAGUGAGUAGCUAUUUAAUGCCCUUAGUAAGUAGUUAUUUAAUGCCUUUAGUGAGUAGCUAUUUAAUGCCCUUAGUAAGUAGUUAUUUAAUGCCCUUAGUAAGUAGUUAUUUAAUGCCUUUAGUGAGUAGCUAUUUAAUGCCCUUAGUAAGUAGUUAUUUAAUGCCCUUAGUAAGUAGUUAUUUAAUGCCUUUAUUGAGUAGCUAUUUAAUGCCCUUAGUAAGUAGCUAUUUAAUGCCCUUAGUAAGUAGCUAUUUAAUGCCCUUAGUAAGUAGUUAUUUAAUGACUUUAUUGAGUCGCUAUUUAAUGCCCUUAGUAAGUAGUUAUUUAAUGCCCUUGGUAAGUAGUUAUUUAAUGCCUUUAGUGAGUAGCUAUUUAAUGCCUUGAGCGAGGAGCUUUUUGAUGCCUUUGAAGAAUAGUUAUAGAGCAAUGUUUGUAUUAAACGUUUACCACUUUGUCUAGAGUUGAUUUAGCAAACAUGUGGCUUUUCUGUUGAUUUGGGUAAAGUGUCCAGACUUGAGUCUUCAUGACCCUUCUUGCUCUGCUUUUGGCAGGCUGAUCUAGAGGAUGAGAUUGUGUUUCGCAUCCCCGAGGACAAGAUCUCACCCAUGUCCAAACUCCUCAAGAUCCUUGAAAACCAGAAAGAGGAAAUGCACAUACAUUCGCAUUACCUCAAAAGCACCACCCUUGAAGAUGUUUUCAUCAGGUGCCUUGUGUUUGAGCGUGUGUUUUUUUUUGUUUUGUUUUUUUUAAAUUUUUAACCAAGAAAUAUUCUUUAAAUUUAUAUUCACGACACAUUAAGUUAAAUUUACACUUUUUAGGACAAGUUAAGAAGCUGAUCAAUUCAAAUGGAAUUACUUUUGUUUUGGCUAUAUUUAAAAAAAAAAAACACCAAAAAAAAAUAUAUAAGACUAAAAAAACACUCUCUUAGUUUCAAUGACAUAGCUGACUCGCUACUUGAAACUUUACAUUAAGUAAACUAAGUACGAUGCUUACAGUAUAAUAAGAAAUACACUAGUGCACUAAUGUUCCCUCUAAGGUUUGUUGGUUCGUGUGCAAAAUCAUAAAGUUGUGUGCAAAUUUUUACAGCAUCAAUUUUUUUGUGCGCAAAAUUUUACAACCUACAGACACAAACACACACUUAAAUGGAAAUUAGCUGCGCGGCACUCAAAACUGCUGCGCUGCGUCUGUAAGAUCACUGCGCGGACGCGCGGACGCGCAGCCGCGCAGCUUAAAGGGAACAUUGGUCGGCACCCAAUUUGCGGCCCGCACAGUAACGGCACAUUCUUAUUAUUAAAAUGUUCUUUAUAUUUUUCCCCCCUGUUCUAUUUUAUUUCUGCUUGCACACGUUUUUCAUUAAGUAUUACGGCCCGCCUUACAUUUGGAGUUGUGCAGGCCUGCAUUGGAGGGUUAUUUUUUAAACAGUCGAAAGUCGUGUUUAAGGGAAUUGAUCGUACUUGUGCUUUCAAUGAACUAGAUAAUCGGAUCACUGGUUCUUAGAGGAGUCCUGGUUCCCUGGUUCUUAGGGCAGCCCUUGUUCACUGGUUUUUAGAGCAGUUCUGCUUCACUGGUUCUUAGGAAAGUCCUUGUUCACUAGUUUUUAGGGCAGUCCUGGUUCACUGGUUUUUAGAUAAUUCCUGGUUCACUGGUUCUUAGGGCAGUGCUGGUUCACUGGUUCUUAGGAAAGUCCUGGUUUACUGGUUCCUAGGAGAGUCCUGGUUCACUGGUUAUUAUGGAGGUCCCGGUUCACUGGUUCCUAGGAGAGUCCUGGUUAUCUCCAUUCUGAAAAAGUUCAGGAAUGGAGUCCUCGAAAUCUACACUAAGAUUUGAUGAGAAUAUAUGUAUUAAAUGCAUCUCUGUCAAAUAUUACAGGGUCUGUAAGGAGGCGGACCAAGUGGGAGACGAUUUUGAGAGGUAAGAUGCCAAGAAAAUGAAGGUAAGGUGUGCAAAACGAAGGUAAGGUGUACAGUUUGAAGGUGAGAUGUACAACAUCACAGCGGUGGUGUACAGUGGGGGAACACGUUAAAACGAAACAUCGCCACAUCAUCAUUACUGAAGCACGCAUAGCACACAGAGCUGAAGCUAUGUAUCUGGAACACCUUCAACUGAAGCACGCAUAGCACACAGAGCUGAAGCUAUGUAUCUGGAACACCUUCAACUGAAGCACGCAUAGCACACAGAGCUGAAGCUAUGUAUCUGGAACACCUUCAACUAAAGCACGCAUAGCACACAGAGCUGAAGCUAUGUAUCUGGAACACCUUCAACUGAAGCACGCAUAGCACACAGAGCUGAAGCUAUGUAUCUGGAACACCUUCAACUGAAGCACGCAUAGCACACAGAGAAGCACGCAUAGCACACAGAGCUGAAGCUAUGUAUCUGGAACACCUUCAACUGAAGCACGCAUAGCACACAGAGCUGAAGCUAUGUAUCUGGAACACCUUCAACUGAAGCACGCAUAGCACACAGAGCUGAAGCUAUGUAUCUGGAACACCUUCAUACCCAGAAGCCUAUAGUCUUGAAUGCAGUCCUUUAAUUUAUAUUUUUAGUACCGACAGUUCAUUUUUUUUACCGACAUUCAUCGCAAAAUGUUUAGUUUUUGUUGUUGUUCUUCUUCUUCUUCCUAAGUAACACGAGCAUUAACUUGGGCGCACCAUUAAAGUGUUAAAAUAAAUUAUAUAUGUUGAGUGGUCAUUAUUAUUUUUGAGAAGAAAAAACAAGAUUUUUUGAAGCAGAGACGUAGAUAAGCGGGGGCGGGGGAAUAUGUCCCUGGGCGCCAGACUAGUUAGGGGCGCGAAAAUGUGCUUUGAUAUUAUGUUAUUGAUAAAAAUAAUGGGUUUACGAGUUGAAAAAUAGAAAGUGAGGCGCUUUAAAUGAAACUUUUACCCGGGCACCUAACACCUUAGCUACAAUUCUGAUUUGAAGACGCGUUUAAUUAUCUGUAGCGUUUCUUUUUUAGCCCAGACAGUUCCGAGAAACAGGAGAAAUUUUCAAAAUUUGAAAGAGGGACAGCGAUUACAGAAUCUUCUGUUGAUAAAAGUAAGUUGGCGGUUGCACUGAAAUAGAAUACAUCGGCUGCAGAGUGACGUCUUUUUUGGACAUUCUUCUAAUUGGUAUCUCUGGAAGAAUGAUUGAUGGAAGGGUAAAAUUUAAAACGCCAUUACAUUUAAUUUUCAACCCAUUAUUGGUUAUUGUAAAUCAUCACAUCAAAAUAGUUCCAACUGCAAAGUAUCGUUAACGGUGUGCUGAAAAAUAACAGCUUUUUAUCGUUAAAUCAAAAAAAGCUGAUAUCGACAAGUUAUCACUUAGUCCAAGUCUUUACGAUAAAUUACCGGUGGCUUGUACACGAUAAUAUAUCGUUUUCUGUAGGUAUUUUUAUGAUAGAUUUCUAAGAGUGUGGAGAUGUGGAUUUAAGAAGUUCUUCCAGAGAUAAAUUACCGGUGGCUUGUACACGAUAAUAUAUCGUUUUCUGUAGGUAUUUUUAUGAUAGAUUUCUAAGAGUGUGGAGAUGUGGAUUUAAGAAGUUCUUCCAGAGAUAAAUUACCGGUGGCUUGUACACGAUAAUAUAUCGUUUUCUGUAGGUAUUUUUAUGAUAGAUUUCUAAGAGUGUGGAGAUGUGGAUUUAAGAAGUUCUUCCAGAGAUAAAUUACCGGUGGCUUGUACACGAUAAUAUAUCGUUUUCUGUAGGUAUUUUUAUGAUAGAUUUCUAAGAGUGUGGAGAUGUGGAUUUAAGAAGUUCUUCCAGAGAUAAAUUACCGGUGGCUUGUACACGAUAAUAUAUCGUUUUCUGUAGGUAUUUUUAUGAUAGAUUUCUAAGAGUGCGGAGAUGUGGAUUUAAGAAGUUCUUCCAGAGAUAAAUUACCGGUGGCUUGUACACGAUAAUAUAUCGUUUUCUGUAGGUGUUUUUAUGCUAGAUUUCUAAGAGUGCGGAGAUGUGGAUUUAAGAAGUUCUUCCAGAGCAUCCGCACAAGUUUAUAUUUUGUUUGUUUGUUGAUACUCUGACCGAGUCUUCAAAGAUGAAGUAGUUGAAAAAGGGCAAUGCAGUCCUCAAAGGAUUUAGAAGAGUAGAGCUGUGGCUGUCGGUAGGUUUAAAGUAGUUGAGGUGAGUAUUCCCCAGGCCGUUCAUGUUAAAAUGUUCAUGGUGAAAUCUCGCAUCUCAAUUUACUCUUCCCCCCCCCCCUGUUCCUGAUGUCCAGUUGACCUGAGUCUUUUUCCAUCUACCCACCCCCGAUGACAAUGCAAUCCUCUAUGAUCAGUACGUCACCAAUGACUUCCAGUGACUCUUGAGCGAUUGCUCUCUGCGGGUCUUUCUGAUCUCCAGUUGAGCUAAAACUAUGUACAAUAGAACUAAAAAUUGAACUAAAAUAAAUAUUUAAACAAAAAUAAAGGUGUUUUUUUUCUGUUUGUUUAAAACGUGCUUUCCCUAAAUGUACUAAAAAGAAUAAAAGAAAUGUUCCACAAAACUUAAAUGAAAUAACAAAACGAGAGAUGUGGAAGGUUGACUUUAAGCACAGGAAAAUAAGAUUAAAGCGUUUCAACAUAGAGACUUCCUCAGCUUGAAUGCAGUCCUUUAAUAAUUACACAAAAUUUAAAGAGUUGUUACAGUCGUAUGACUCAAAUGGCGUGAGGCAUCCUUGAAAUACAAUGACGUCGUAUGACUCUUUCUUAGCUCACUCUGUGCGUCUGUUACUUCCCUUGUGAUCAAACCUAGCUUGUCGAUUUCGACCCAUUUACUGAUCUCAAAUUAAGCUGAAAAAUAGAACAUAGAAGUUUGAGGGGGGGGGGGGAGAUUAAUUUUUAAAUUUUUAAAAAUACAUUUUGUAAAAGCGGUAUUUAAAAAAAAGUUAAAAUUGAUUUUUUUAAUAUCAACUUUAGUGCAUCAUUCGGGAAGAGCUCACGAACCAGAUACCAAAGAGUACGAAGAGCAGUUCUCUUUUGAGAAGUGCACGGGGUUACGGCUCAUCCAGCAGCAGCUGCGCGGGAUUGUGUACAAGAAGAUGACG